AUGGAUAUCGACACCACGCCGGCGUCCUACGGCACCCCCGCCUCCGCUUCAGCCGGCCCCGGUCCAGAGGCCAUGCCGGCGCCUUCGCCGUCGGCGCACCUCCCCUCAUUUGAGUCACAUCCCUCGGCGACCGCGGGACAAUCAGUAGCGACAGCAUCAGCAGCGGCAGCAGCUGCAGCUGCAGCAGCUUCUACAGGGUCCGCUCAGAGCCGUCCCUGCGACAUAUGUCGCCAGCGCAAGACUCGCUGUGUCCGCGAGGAGGGCCGCGACAAAUGCGUCAUGUGCUCUUUCCACGGCCAGCCGUGCACGUAUCUUCGCGGGCCGCUCCCGCGCAAGCGACGGAAGGCUACCGAUCCCCCGGAACACCGCCCGUCCACGGCUACCAAUGGUUCCAUCUCAGCGCCCGCAGGUCCUCCACCCGCUCCCGUCCCGCUGGACCCUCAAGAAGAGAUAACACACCCCUCCCCCGAGCUGCUAGAGGCGCUGUCACCGUCCCUCGCUGGCUCGGAGCACGCUAUCACCUUCAACCAGCCUUCUCUCCUUGACGGCACUCUCGGUCUACACCUCAAGACCCAUUCAGAGUACGUCGGCAACACCAACUACCGGGAACCCUCCCUACUGGACCUACACCGUCCGCAUGACCCGGCCAUCAGGUCCGUCCGCCGCCUCGACGAAUCGACCGUCUUCCUGAUUCACCGCGAUCGAGAAACCUCCUCGGAGCCUCAAAGGAUCGCCGAUCUCGAUGCCAUAGAGAAAGUCGUCCACCCCCUCGGCUCGACCCUCGUGAACCUCUACUUCCGCAUCGUCCACCCUAGCUUCCCCGUCCUCCACAAAAAGGUCUUUCUCGAAAAGUACGCCCGCUCUUACCAUGAGUUCUCGCCGCCCCUCCUGGCCGCCGUUUACCUCCUGGCCCUUGACUGGUCCCUCUACGAUCGCACCCUGGCCACCUCCUCAUGGCAGCCCGACCAGGCCGCUCUCGAGGCCCUUGCCCUCCGCACCAUGAGCGACGACAUGAAGCGGCCGAAGAUCUCGACGCUUCAGGCCGGUCUGCUCAUUCAGCAGCGCUUCCGGAACAACACCUGGACCUUCACGGCGCAGCUCACGGCUCUGGCCCAGGGCCUUGGCCUCCACGUGGACUGUAGCGACUGGGCCAUCCCGGACUGGGAAAAGGGCCUCCGCCGCCGACUCGCCUGGGCGCUCUUCAUGCAGGACAAAUGGGGUGCCCUCGUCCACGGCCGGCCGUCGCACAUCCGCCUCGAUGAGGACUGGGACGUUCGGCCGUGCUGCAUCGAGGACUUCCCUGAGAAUGCCGCUGACGAGGAGCACGAUCCGGAGGGUAGCGCUGAGGUCGUCGUCGGUCGCGAGCUCUUCUUGCGGCACAUCGAGCUGUCGCUCAUUCUCAGCGAUGUGCUCGGCACAUUUUACACGGCCAAGGCGACCCGUCGCGGCGGCACCCUCGAUCAAAUCGGCACCGUGGGUGUCGCCGAGCUCGCGAAGCCCAUCGUCAUGAUGCUACGGGAAUGGUACGCCAAACUCCCAGAAGCCCUCCAGCUACAAGAAACGCGCCUCAAGAAGCUUUCAGCGAAUGGCUCCCUCCACCUCGCCUAUAUCUCCAUAGACCUGGCACUCCACCGCUCCCUAGUCCGCAAUAUCUCCUCCAACGCGCCGCCCGAGCUGCGCGUCGCCAUCCGCACGGGCGCCCGCGCCCGCCUCGCUGCCGCCUCGAACAUCAUCGCCAAUCUGCAGAUGGAGCAUAUCCAUUCGUUCUGGGGCUUCGCCGCCUCGGCCCAGCUCGCCGGCAUCGGCUCUUUCGCCGGCCUCUUAUGGGCCACCUCCAACGACGACGCUGAAGCCAUGUACUACGCCGACCGCGUCGAGGAGUACCUGUGGAGCCUGAGGGUGCGCGCGCAGGCGGCGCCGUUCGCAAGGGAGGCGCUGAGGAUGCUCGAGUCGGACGUCAGCGGGCUGGGCGCCGUGAGAGCUGCUGCCGAAGUGAAGAUGUGA
Colletotrichum destructivum is the source of this 2004-nucleotide messenger RNA. RefSeq lists its product as uncharacterized. The record is from RefSeq and is a predicted model, not a curated record. Gene Ontology annotation, molecular function: zinc ion binding; DNA binding; DNA-binding transcription factor activity, RNA polymerase II-specific. Lineage: Eukaryota; Fungi; Ascomycota; Sordariomycetes; Glomerellales; Glomerellaceae. The transcript has 3 exons. Gene Ontology annotation, cellular component: nucleus. Gene Ontology annotation, biological process: DNA-templated transcription. Bases 1 to 2004 code for a protein of 667 amino acids.